AUGCUCUUCUUUCAUAGACGGUCGAGGGCAACCAAACCUCGACCAUGGCUCCUCGAGCUUCGAUCCUCAACGUGGUUCAUCACCAUCACGGUAGCGACAGCGAUUUUCACCGACAUCUUCCUCUAUGCAGUCAUCGUACCCGUCUUUCCGUUUCAGCUAGCUGAUCGCGUCGGCGUCGCUAAAGAGGAUGUCCAGUACUGGUUGUCGAUAUUAUUGUCAACAUAUAGUGCUGCUUUGCUUGUGUCAGCUCCUAUGUUUGGAUGGUUGAGUGACAGGAUUGAUGAGCGAAAGAAUGUUCUGCUUGCUGGCUUGAUCGUCCUUUGUGGAGCCACUGUCAUGCUCUGUCUCGCGGUGAACUUGCCAUUGCUUAUCGUUGGUCGACUGCUUCAAGGUGCAUCAGCUGGUGUGGUCUGGGUAACAGGUCUUGCUCUUCUUGCAGAUACUGUCGGCAAGGAACAUGCCGGCCAAGCUAUGGGAUAUGUAGGUCUGGCUUAUUCGGCAGCGGCACUGAUCGCACCGUUGUUAGGUGGUGUGGUCUAUGCACAAGCGGGGUAUUACGCUGUCUUCGCGAUGUGUUUUGGCAUGAUUGGGCUCGAUAUCGUGCUGCGACUGCUGUUGAUUGAGAAGAAAGUGGCCAAAAGAUGGCUGAUUGUGGACAAUGUUGAACCAGGUCAACACGGUGGAGCACGCCUUGAACCUAUCGAACCACAAAGCCCUACUGCAGCGAAAGAUAUGUCAGUGCCUGAUACUGAAGCUCAAGUGCCUGAUCAACAAGGUACAACAAACACUAUCGCCAAGAAACUCCCUCCAAUGCUCAUUUUACUGAAAUCGAAGAGAAUGCAAGCAACUUUCUGGGCAUGUGCAGUCACAGCAUUGACGCUUACUGUUUUCGAUGUCACUCUUCCACUCUUCGUGGAACAAACCUUUCAUUGGUCGUCAGUGGGAGCCGGUGUGAUAUUUCUUGCACUGCUUCUGCCGUCAUUCUUUCAACCACUAUUUGGAUGGAUGGUCGACAAACAUGGCCCGAAAUGGAUGGCAGGCAUCGGCUUGCUGGUUUGCAUUGUCCCCUACAUUUGCCUGAGGUUCGUCGACCACAACUCAAUGAGUCAGAAGGUGCUUCUUUGUGCCCUUCUGUUCAUCAUUGGUAUUGGAGUUUGUCUAGCGCUAGCUGCGACCAUGACUGAGUUCACAGUCAUCUGUAUGGAAAAAGAGCAAAGACAGCCUGGCUCUAUGGGCAGAGGUGGUGCAUAUGCACAAUCUUACAGCCUCUUCAAUGUUUCAUGGGCUCUUGGAAGCUUGGUCGGAGCUUAUUGGGCUGGUGGUGUCAAGCAAGCCGCAGGAUGGGGUACGAUGGGUUGGAGUUUAGCAAUACUUUGUGCUGUUGUAAGCGUGCCUACCUUCAUUUAUGUAGGAGGUAGUCUCUUCAAGAAGAACAAGAACGAGCAUACUGUCGCGGACUCGGCUUAG
This is a messenger RNA of Lithohypha guttulata, 1467 nucleotides long. RefSeq lists its product as uncharacterized. The transcript has a single exon. Gene Ontology annotation, biological process: transmembrane transport. The coding region runs from base 1 to 1467 and encodes 488 amino acids. NCBI's taxonomy places the organism in Eukaryota, Fungi, Ascomycota, Eurotiomycetes, Chaetothyriales, Trichomeriaceae. The record is from RefSeq and is a predicted model, not a curated record. Gene Ontology annotation, molecular function: transmembrane transporter activity.